AUGAAUUCCAUGCUGAGACAGGCGAGUCCAGCCAUCAGGCGAUCUGCAUACGGCCUCCAGUCCGCACGGCACUACGCCGCAAAGGAGCUCAAGUUCGGCGUAGAGGCACGAGCAGCGCUCCUCAAGGGCGUCGACACCCUUGCCAGGGCCGUCACCGUCACCCUCGGUCCAAAAGGCCGCAACGUCCUUAUUGACCAGAGCUACGGCUCACCCAAAAUCACAAAGGACGGCGUCACAGUCGCAAAGUCCAUCACCCUCCCCGACAAGUUUGAAAACUUGGGUGCCCGCCUCAUCCAGGAUGUCGCUUCAAAGACCAAUGAAGCAGCAGGCGACGGUACGACAACAGCCACCGUUCUGACACACGCCAUCUUUGCUGAGAUGGUCAAAAAUGUCGCUGCCGGUUGCAACCCAAUGGACUUGCGUCGCGGUGCUCAGCAGGCAGUUGAGGCCACUGUUGCCUUUUUGGAGGCCAACAAGCGCGAUGUCACCACCUCCGAGGAAAUUGCUCAGGUGGCGACCAUCUCUGCAAACGGAGAUGGGCACAUCGGCAAAAUGAUUGCGAAUGCUAUGGAAAAGGUCGGUAAAGAGGGUGUCAUUACUGUCAAGGAGGGCAAGACCAUCUCCGAUGAACUUGAAAUCACUGAGGGCAUGCGAUUCGACCGCGGCUACAUCUCGCCUUACUUCAUCACCGACAUCAAGACACAAAAGGUUGAAUUCGAAAAGCCCAUCAUCCUCUUGUCGGAAAACAAAAUUUCUGCAUUGCAGGAUAUCCUCCCUGCUCUGGAAGCUGCAGCCCAAGGCAGACGUCCCUUGCUCAUUGUGGCAGAAGACGUUGAUGGCGAGGCCUUGGCUGCAUGCAUCCUCAAUAAACUUCGAGGACAGCUCCAAGUCGCUGCCGUCAAGGCGCCUGGUUUCGGUGACAACCGCAAGAGCAUCCUCGGCGACAUCGGUAUCUUGACUGGCUCAACCGUCUUUUCAGACGAAGUUGGCACUAAGCUCGAAAAGGCAACGCUGGACGACUUUGGAACUACAGGCUCAGCCACUAUUACCAAGGAGGACACCAUCUUCCUCAAUGGUGCUGGCAACAAGGACAUGGUGACUCAACGCUGUGAGCAGAUUCGCAGUGCAAUCAACGACAGCAGUGCAUCAGAGUACGAGAAGGAGAAGCUGCAGGAGCGUCUUGCUAAGCUCUCGGGUGGUGUCGCCGUCAUCAAGGUUGGCGGUGCUUCUGAAGUUGAGGUCGGCGAGAAGAAGGACAGAUUUGUGGAUGCCCUCAAUGCUACGCGCGCUGCCGUUUCUGAAGGUAUCAUUGCCGGCGGUGGUACUGCCUUGCUCAAGGCUUCCACGUCCCUUGCCUCUCUCAAACCUGCCAACUUUGACCAGCAAUUGGGCAUCAGCAUCAUCCGUUCUGCCAUCACUCGCCCGGCCCGACGCAUUGUGGACAACUCUGGCGCAGAAGGCUCCGUUGUUGUUGGCAAGCUCUUGGAUGAGUACAAGGACCAGAUCAACAUGGGUUACAACGCAGCGAAUGGCGAGUACGUCGACAUGAUUGCCGCAGGUAUUCUUGAUCCCCUCAAGGUAACCAAGACUGCUCUGGUCGAUGCUAGCGGUGUGGCCUCUCUCCUGGGCACAACUGAGUGCAUUGUGAGCGAGAUUCCUGAGCCAUCCCCUGCACCACCAGCUGGUGGCAUGGGCGGUGGCGGUGGUAUGGGAGGAAUGGGUGGCAUCGGUAUUUGA
Molecule: messenger RNA, 1737 nt
Organism: Protomyces lactucae-debilis
Lineage: Eukaryota; Fungi; Ascomycota; Taphrinomycetes; Taphrinales; Protomycetaceae
Product: heat shock protein 60
Exons: 2
Coding region: 1-1737 (578 amino acids)
Biological process (GO): protein import into mitochondrial intermembrane space; apoptotic mitochondrial changes; mitochondrial unfolded protein response
Cellular component (GO): mitochondrial inner membrane; mitochondrial matrix
Molecular function (GO): protein-folding chaperone binding; ATP-dependent protein folding chaperone; ATP binding
Source: RefSeq, a predicted model, not a curated record